AUGUCGAUCACCUCACCCCAUUAUUGUCAUCAAGCAUCCCUCGAGGGAGCGAUGAAUUCGCUCGCAUUAACUCCGCCACUCAGCCUCGAACAACGACAAGAUUUAACGCGUGUGUUUACUACAGUCAUCGACGCAUGCGAACCGUUGCAAAACCCGAAGCCAUACAAACCGAUCACUCUCGUACGACUCACCUACGAAUGCGCGCGAUCUGAAGCAUCCAGAGACAACUUUCUGCGUUUCUUCUUCCAACAAACAAAGAUCUCGAGUGAUGGUUCGCCCUCGGGAUCGAUCCCUACGUCCGAAUAUGUACCAAGAUUGAUGGCUUUUGCACAGACACUUUUUGACAAUUUCUUCCUUCCCUUGAAAGCUGCGGCGAGAAAGACCCCUCAGCCUUCGCCUGCGGCCCUUUCCGAUGAUGAGUCGAAACAGCUAGCGCUGGCAAUUUUGAACAUGUUCGACGAUGGCGUGGUACAUCUGAUUGAAAGCAUUGACAUUGACCGCCCGCGCAAUGCGAUCACGUUGACUCAUGAUCUCCACCACUUUUUCGGCCGGUUCGAGGCCUACUUUGAGCCCACAGGUAACGAACCACAUACCUAUCGCGUCGACUCUACCAGGACUGGCAUUCUACGCCACCGUGUUUUCCCUGUCGAUCGUACACUUUUCUUGACCGACACCCGAACGAUUGAUCCUCCUUCUCCACGAUUACUUGCUAUCCAUUCGGCCAUUGCACAUAUACUUCACAGGAGCGCGGCGGGCCGCUACAUUGAUAGUAUCCUCGAGGACCUUGACCAGGGAGAAAUCUCGGUGGAUGGGUCAACCCCGUUAGGCCAUUUUACUGCUUUACGGAUUCAUGGCUGGUGGGAUGGGCGGAUUCGUGCCUAUUGA
Messenger RNA from Exophiala dermatitidis NIH/UT8656, 885 nucleotides. RefSeq lists its product as uncharacterized. Lineage: Eukaryota; Fungi; Ascomycota; Eurotiomycetes; Chaetothyriales; Herpotrichiellaceae. Bases 1 to 885 code for a protein of 294 amino acids. The transcript is spliced from 3 exons. The record is from RefSeq and is a predicted model, not a curated record.